Molecule: messenger RNA, 2840 nt
Organism: Carlito syrichta (Philippine tarsier)
Lineage: Eukaryota; Metazoa; Chordata; Mammalia; Primates; Tarsiidae
Gene: DCLK3
Product: doublecortin like kinase 3
Exons: 5
Coding region: 483-2426 (647 amino acids)
Biological process (GO): protein phosphorylation
Molecular function (GO): protein kinase activity; ATP binding
Source: RefSeq, a predicted model, not a curated record
UUGGUGUUUCCUGGGCAGCAAACUCUGCCCUUUCAUCUCAGUCAUGGAUCCUUAAGGGACAGCAAGGAUUUUGUGAUCAUUCUCUAAAAUAUUUAAGCUCAAGGAUCACAGAACGGAAACUGCAAGGCUCCUGGCUACCUGCUGGCCGAGGGAAUCUGGAGAAACCGUUCCUAGGGCCACGUGGUCCUGUCGUGCCCUUGUUCAGCCCCCGCAAUGGCCUUCACUCGGCCCACACUGAGAACAGCCCACUGAAGCCCAGGGUUGUGACCGUGGUGAAGCUGGGCGGGCAGCCCCUCCGGAAGGUCACUCUCCUCCUCAACAGGCGGUCGGUGCAGACGUUCGAGCAGCUCCUAGCAGACAUCUCAGAAGCCUUGGGAUCCCCGAGAUGGAAGAAUGAUCGUGUGAGGAAACUAUUUAACCUCAAGGGCAGGGAAAUCAGGAGCGUCACUGAUUUCUUCAGGGAAGGGGAUGCUUUCAUAGCCAUGGGUAAAGAACCAUUGACGCUGAAGAGCAUUCAGGUGGCCAUAGAAGAACUGUACCCCAGUAAGGCCCGGGCCCUGACACUGGCCCAGCACAGCCGUGCCCCUUCUCCUAGGCUGAGGAGCAGGCUGUAUACCAAGGCUCUGAAAGGGGACCACCGCUGUGGGGAAACUGAGACCACCAAGAGCUGCAGUGAGGCUGCAGCUUGCAAGGCGGCCACUGGGCACCAGGGGAAGACCCCCGUGGAGCCGGCGCUGGAGGACAGAGCGAAGUCCCAGAAGAAGUGGGUGAGGGGGAAAAGGGAGCCUGAACCUGGAAGUAAGCCACCCAGGGAGGCCACUCUGGAGGAGAGGAAUGCAAGGGGAGAGAAACACCUGGGGGUGGAGAUUGAAAAGACCUCCGGUGAGAUUAUCAGAUGCGAGAAGUGCAAGAGAGAGAAGGAGCUCCAGCAGGGCCUGCAGAAGGAGAGACUCUCCCUGGGCACCAGCGAGCUGGACAUGGGGAAGUGCCCAAGGUAUGACGUGGAGAAGCUGGUGAGGACAAGAAGCUGCAGAAGGUCUCCUGAGGCUAACCCUGCAGGAGGAGAGGAAGGGUGGAAGGGUGACAGCCAUAGGAGCCCCAGAAAUCCCACUCAAGAGCUGAGGAGAUCCAGCAAAAUCACAGAGAAGAAAGAGGACAGAGACCCAGAGGAUCAGGAAAGCCAUCCUCAAGGAGCAGGCAAGACCAAGAAGGACCUUGUGGAAGUUCUACCAGCCACAGAGGAAGGAUCCAGGGAAGCAAAGAAAGAUCCCAGGCACAUCUGCAGGAGCAAGCAUGGUGGCUGGCUCCUGAGAGAGCACCAGGCUGGCUUCGAGAAGCUCCCCAGGACCCGAGGGGAAGACAAGGAGGCAGAGAAGGAGAAAAAGUCCUGCGUGUCAGGAGGGAGAAAGACGGCCCUCAGAGAUGACCAACUUGGAAGGGUAGAAAAGGACCCCAAGACGAAGCCGGAGGAGAACAAGUCAGAGCGGCCCAGUGGCCGGAAGCCACGGCCUGUGGGCAUCAUCGCGGCCAAUGUGGAAAAGCAUUAUGAGACUGGCCGGGUCAUUGGGGAUGGGAACUUUGCUGUCGUGAAGGAGUGCAGGCACCGUGAGACCAGGCAGGCCUACGCGAUGAAGAUCAUUGACAAGUCCAGACUCAAGGGUAAGGAGGACAUGGUGGACAGUGAGAUCUUGAUCAUCCAGAGCCUCUCUCACCCCAACAUCGUGAAGUUGCAUGAAGUCUAUGAGACAGAAACGGAAAUCUACCUCAUCCUGGAGUACGUGCAGGGAGGGGACCUUUUUGAUGCCAUCAUAGAAAGUGUGAAGUUCCCGGAGCCUGAUGCUGCUCUCAUGAUCAUGGACUUAUGUAAGGCCCUCGUCCACAUGCACGACAAGAGCAUUGUCCACCGAGACCUCAAACCAGAAAACCUUUUGGUUCAGCGAAAUGAGGACAAAUCUACUACCUUGAAAUUGGCUGAUUUUGGACUUGCAAAGCUUGUGGUGAGACCUAUAUUUACUGUGUGUGGGACUCCAACUUAUGUAGCUCCUGAGAUUCUCUCUGAGAAAGGUUAUGGACUGGAGGUGGACAUGUGGGCCGCCGGCGUGAUCCUCUAUAUCCUACUGUGUGGCUUCCCUCCCUUCCGCAGCCCGGACAGGGACCAGGACGAGCUCUUCAACAUCAUCCAGCUGGGCCACUUCGAGUUCCUCCCCCCUUACUGGGACAAUAUCUCUGAUGCUGCCAAAGAUCUGGUGAGCCGGCUGCUGGUGGUAGACCCCAAGAAGCGCUACACAGCCCACCAAGUUCUUCAGCAUCCCUGGAUCGAAACGGCUGGCAAGACCAGCAUGGUGAACCUACAAAAGGAUGUGUCCCCCGGCAGCGAGGGCCACUUCCGGAGCCAGCACAAGAGGGUCGCAGAGCAUGCAUCGUAGUUACAGUCGCAGACAUCUUCUCAGCCCCCAGUUCUGCUCAAGGACAGAGAAAAGGAGAGAAGUCAGAGAGAAAAACAAUGAAAGGGCUCUUUGUGUAACAGGAGGAUCAGAGUGAGAGACACUCAAUAGAGUUUAAAGCAUAUUAAAAAUAAAUAAACUUAGUCUUCAUGUUAAAUGUUAUAACAUAUUUUUAGAUUUGUAUAUCUAAAGUCUUUAAAACAUUUUUUUGGGGGGUGUAAGAAUUGUCAUCAGUGAGGAAUCUUGGUAAUAAUGAUGUGUUUUGCUUUCUCUGUAUAACCAAGUUCAUUCUGUACUACAGGAGUGGUGCUUACCAGAGUCUAAACUCCCCCCCACCAUGAAUUUAAUAAGGUGCAUCGUGGUCUUUCUGUGUUAAUAAAACAUGCUUUGAAUAAC